Mauremys mutica (yellowpond turtle) is the source of this 2249-nucleotide messenger RNA. It is a transcript of the gene CCDC181, whose product is annotated as coiled-coil domain containing 181. Gene Ontology annotation, molecular function: microtubule binding. The transcript is spliced from 7 exons. Lineage: Eukaryota; Metazoa; Chordata; Testudines; Geoemydidae. Bases 418 to 1974 code for a protein of 518 amino acids. The record is from RefSeq and is a predicted model, not a curated record.
ACCGCGGAGUCCCGGCUCCCAGCGCGUCCCUCUGCCCCGGUUCCCUUUGCGCGGGGAACCUCCGCCCCCCGGCCCCGCGCCGCUCACUGAGCUGGGCGGGGCGCCCUGGAGGCGCCGGGGGGCUUCGCUCCAGGCCGCCGCCGUGACCCGGCUGCGCGGUACAGCCCUGGCCGCUAAUGCGCUUAGCCGCAGGGCAGAACUAGGCGGCUUGUCUCCGGCCGGGGGGUGGCGACUGGCUGCUUUGCAGUGUGAACAUUCAUACGGUGGAGAAAGGAGACAGAAAAAAAAUGUCUGAGAGGCAGACUGGAAAUGUUCUUAAAACUGUCCAGAGCAUUACAGACGUUACAGCUGCUUUGUAUUAGUGAGGCAAAGAGCUUGCAAAGUCUACUAAAGGCAUUGCUGUAACACAAAGCCAAAAUGAGUGACAAGAAAUAUACUAAUGACUUAAGAGAGGCUGGUGACUCAACAGAAAGUGCAGAAUAUGAGGAUGAUUUUGAAAAGGAUCUUGAGUGGUUUAUUAAUGAAGAAAAAGAAGAUGAUGAUGACGACCCUGGGGAAACAGAGAAUGAAGAGGAUGUUGAAGCAAAUACUGACGAAGACAAUGAGGAAACAAAAGAAUGUGUAGAUCAGCUUCCUCAGCCUGAUGCAGAUCUGAAGGAGAGUCCACCAAAUGAAGAAAAAUCUGUAUCCAUACCCAAAGUUAAACCAUUGGAUCAUACAUCUGAUACUGACAGUGAAAGCUCCAUCCAGGAGUCCAAGCUGGAAAACCAUCAGGAACUGGAUGAGGAAGAUGAUGAAGAAAUAAAACGUUAUAUUUUGGAAAAGAUCGAAGAAGCCAACAAGCUGCUGGAGAACCAAGAACCUCUGGAUGAGAAUAGAGAAAGGAAACUAAAAUUCAAAGAUAAAUUGGUAGAUUUGGAAGUCCCUCCUCUAGAAGAUACGGAAGCUUAUAAAAAUGAUCCUGAAAGUGAAGAGGAUGUUUCAAGUAGGCUGUCUCAACUGCAUAUUUCUAAUGAGGCAGGACUUCAAAGCAUGUCUUUUUCACUUAAUGGUGGGAAGGAUGAGGAACACAAGGAUGGCAAGAUCCUAGUAGAGAGAGAUGGGAAAUUUGAACUCUUGAGUUUACGUGAUAUUGAAAGCCAUGGCUUUUUGCCCCCGAUAAGUGUUUCUUUCACUGACAUUGAAGCUCAGCCUAUUUCUCCUAAGUUUUCCCAUUCCGUUAUUUUUGGCACUCCCAGUCUAACAAAGGAAGAGCCUCUAGUGCAGCCAGGGGUAAAUGCUUUCUUUCCCAUUGGAGAAGAGUUUGUCUGUUUCCCUAAGCCUCCACCUAACCCUAAGUAUCGCCCAAACUCAGCCAUCAACCUUGCAAGAAGUGUGGGAAUGGGAAGAACUCCCCGCAGGGUGCAGUCUGCAAAUGUUCCUUUGAGAAGCUCCACCUACGGUCUUUCACCCAAACAAAAAGAAAUGCAAAAACAGAUGCAACAAAGGAAAGAGAAACUAAGGAAAGAGGAAGCAGCACAGAAAAAACAUCAGGAAGAAGAAAAGAAGAGAGAGAAUGACAUGGUCUUUAGAGCUUGGUUGCAGAAGAAAAAAGAACAAGUGCAGGAAGAGAAGCGAAUUCAGCGUGCAAAGGAACUAGAAGGCUCACAUAGUAGACAGGAGAACAGAGAUCCAGAGGAAGCUUUCAGGUUAUGGCUUAAAAAAAAGCACCAAGAUCAAAUGAAAGAAAAACAAAUGGAAAUCCUUAGACGGCAGGAAGAGUGCCUGUACUUCCUUCCAAGAACAGAAGAACGUGACAGAGCCUUUAAACAAUGGCUAAAAAGAAAGAGAGAGGAAAAGCGAGCAGAGGAACUGGCUGCCAAAGAGCGAUCGAGGCAACUUAGGCUAGAAGCCAGAAGAGCAAAACAAAUCCAGAAUAUCCUCUGCACUAUUUCUGAACCGAAAUCCUUCCGCUUCACGGACCAUUACAGCUGAAGGUUUGAUGUGUCUUGAAUAUUAGUGUCAGCUGCCAUACCUUAUAUGGCUUGAGCUGCAGCUCUUUACAGCCGCUGCCCUUUUGUGGUAUUUGAAAAUCUUUAAAUAAUGGUUUAAAAUUUUUCUCUUAACUGACAAUGUGUUUACUACUUACCUUUUUAUUUAUUUAUUUAUUUAGAAUGUGAAAUGACAAACCUGAUUCUGUUGUGUGUAUGACUCAGUGGUGCUCUCAAUCCCACUGAGCCAAAGUGAGAAUAAAUAUCCAUAUAGCUGUG